GGCAUGCAUGUUACCCCCAACUACUACAUUCAAUAUUUCAACUUCAGGUUCUCUCUCCUUCUCCAACGUUGGUCGACAGUGGUCAGUACUCACUACAAAAAUUUGGGAUCUCUCUCCUUCUCCAACGUUGGUCGACAGUGGUCAGUACUCACUACAAAAAUUUGGGAUCUCUCUCCUUCUCCAACGUUGGUCGACAGUGAGUAUUCUUCCAAGCCCUCCCUACAACCAACCGAGGGAUGUUUAUAGUACUGGUGAUCUUGUUGAUGGCAUUGCUGGCUUGGGCAUGUCAAGCCAUCCGACCUCCGCCUCCCCGAAUCUGCGGCAGCCCCAGCGGCCCACCUGUAACAGCACCUAGAAUAAAGCUCAGGGAUGGAAGGCAUUUGGCCUACAAGGAGCAUGGAGUGUCGAGAGAAGUGGCAAGAUUUAAUGUUAUUUAUAUUCAUGGCUUCAGAACUUGUAGACAUGAUGUAGUGAUUGCAGUAAACCUCCCUCCAGGAUUUUUUGAAGAACUAGGACUCUGUGUUGUUUCGUAUGACAGACCAGGCUAUGGAGAAAGUGAUCCAAAUCCGAAACAAACAGUGAAAAGUUUGGUUUUGGAUAUAGAAGAGCUUGCUGACCAGUUGGGCCUCGGAUCCAAGUUUUAUGUAAUUGGUAAUUCUAUUGGUGCCCAGCUUGUUUGGGGCUGCCUCAAGUAUAUUCCUCAUAGGCUUGCAGGAGCAACACUACUUGCUCCUGUCGUCAACUACUGGUGGCAAGGAUUUCCUGUCAACUUGCUAAGAGAGGCCUACCACAGAGAACUGGCUCAGGACCAGUGGGCGCUUCGAGUUACUCACUACAUUCCAUGGCUAACCUAUUGGUGGAACUCGCAGAAGUGGUUUCCUGGAGCAAGCGCCGUACUCGGUAACGUUAAUACAUUAUCUCCUCACGAUGUUCAACUAAUCUCCAAGAUUGUUGGGACUAAAAUGUCCAAGGCACAGGCAACACAGCAAGGAGUAUUUGAGUCGAUGCAUCGUACACUGAUGAUUGGAGUUGGGAAUUGGGAAUUCAGUCCAUUAAUGGAUCUUGAGAACCCUUUUCCUAAUAAUGAAGGCUCAGUCCAUCUGUGGCAAGGUGAUGGUGAUAGGAUAGUGCCAGUUAAGCUGCAACGCUAUAUUGCCAAUAAGCUUCCAUGGAUUAAGUACCAUGAGUUACCAGGUUCUGGUCAUUUCUUCCCAUGUGCUGUUGGAAUGGGUGAAGUCGUCAUAAGGGCACUUUUGUCUGGGGACAAGAAGCCCACUUUUGAUUGUAUUGGGUAAAUAAAAAAAAAAUACCGUAGAUGAUGGCCUGCUUUGGUGGAGUUUUCUGCAGAAUUUCUUUUUAUUUAUUUAUUUUUUAUUUUUUCUGUUGCUCUGUUUUGUGCUUCAGAGUGUGUUGUGUUGGUCUUUUGCUGCUAUGUAGUGUUACGGUUCUUUCUGGUUGUUGUAGGUGGUUUUGCAGUGUAAUUGUGUACUGUUUGUUGUUUGCAGUAGUGCUUUAGCAGGUUUUUUGCUGGUUGUGUUCCUAGCUAGGGGUUUGUCCUAUGCAGGAUUUGUUUCCAGUUUUAAUUGGAGUGUAAAGAUGUUGAGUUUAA
Alnus glutinosa is the source of this 1609-nucleotide messenger RNA. RefSeq lists its product as uncharacterized. NCBI's taxonomy places the organism in Eukaryota, Viridiplantae, Streptophyta, Magnoliopsida, Fagales, Betulaceae. The transcript has 5 exons. The coding region runs from base 237 to 1295 and encodes 352 amino acids. The record is from RefSeq and is a predicted model, not a curated record.